CUUUGUUCUUUCUUCAUCCUGCGUGAGAUUUGUGCAUGAUGGCGUCGUGGAGGCCUAUGGGCAUUGUCGUUUCGGCUCUGAUUAUCUUCUCGAGCAUCGCUUAUCUGCUGCUUUCUUUGACCUUCAUUCAUCCGAUCAGACAUCAGCAUACAACUGCCGCCUCAUCUAGCCACUUCCGAGCUCCAGCGAUAAAUCCGUUUGCUGAACUCGAUGGUGCUGAGGCAUCUCAGAUAUAUACGUUUCUCCAUCAAACUCCUAAUUCACUAAACCUGAGCACGGACACCAGGGGUGGAAACCAAAUCUACCUUAUCGAGCUACUCCGACCUAACAAGACUGAUGCCGUGGAGUACCUCGAGAGUCACAAGGCUCGACCUGAUCGCUGGGCUCGAGUGUCAAGUCUCGAAAUCCAUGACGACGAUGCUUUCAUCGUCGACUACAUGGUUGGACCUUUACCACCAUCUAACGACACCCAAAUCCUACCACUAGAAUACAACCACAACUCUGGGCGAAACUAUGUGCAAAGCCCUGUCUCCGAUGUCUUCGCGAUGCUAGAUUGGGCACUCAGCAUCGGUGAGAAUGCAUCCGAUAUUACGCAAGAAUUGCUGGGAGCCACAACCAACCGUGACGACUUGGAUGAUCCCGAUGUCCUUGUCAUUGGAUGUCGUCCUUCUUUCCUUCAUGCCGGCCGCACAGUGCAAUGGUUAGAGUUCUUCGGAUCAGGUAUGGACUCAGACAGCCGCAGCAUCCUUCCACAAGGCCUGUAUGUCAAGCUUGACAUCCCCGGUGCCAACCCGGCGACAUGGACCACAGGUCAAUGGUUCUAUAAUGGGAUCCUGUACGACAACGAAACCGCAUUACGCGAAGCAAUCAAAUCCCCGGACUUCGUCAAGCUGGAACUCAACCAAGAUGGCUCCUGGAGCGAUACCGAGGAUUUUGAGACCUCCUUCCCAGAACGAGACAUGCCUCCCCCACUAUCCAUCCAACCAUACGGUCCACGCUAUCACCUCGACCGCAAGGAAGGCUUCAUCUCUUGGAUGGGCUUCUCAUUCUAUCUGGCAACCGCCCAAGCCACGGCUCUCUCGCUGUUCGACAUCCGCUAUAAUAACACGCGAAUGAUCUACGAACUCGGCCUACAGGAGGCCCUCGCACACUACGCGGGUGUCGAACCUCUCCAAUCCGGUCUCGAGUUCCUGGACACGUUCUUCGGUAUGGGCAGUAUGAUGUUUAGUCUCGUUCCCGGCGUCGACUGCCCCGGCCACGCCGAAUACCUUGACAUGUCGUACCACAAGGGCGGCAAGAUGUACACGAACAGGAACGCCAUCUGCAUAUUCGAAUAUACCUCCGACGCGCCGCUGCAAAGACAUACCUCGACGUUCAGCGCGACCGUCAGCAGGAACACAUACCUCGUCGUGCGAAGUGUCAGCACGGUAGGCAAUUAUGACUAUACGAUCGACUACAUAUUCUACCUCGACGGAUCAAUCGAAGUCAAGCUACGCGCAAGCGGGUACAUCUUUGGCGCCUUCCACGCCGAACCUCGCGGUCACCCCGAGCCACACGACGGGCAUACCAACGAAUACGGGUACCGCAUCCACGAUGCCCUCCACACAUCGAUGCACGACCACGUCGUCAACUUCAAGGCCGACAUGGACAUCUGCGGGACCAGUAACACUCUGGUCCGCACGUCGAUCGAACCCCUUCAGCGGACCUAUGACUGGGAUAAGCCGGAAGUCUCUGGCGUUCGGAACACAAUGCACAUGGUCCACAAGUCAGUCACGCACGAGACGGGGCUCAAUUGGCCAUCCAAUUCGCACGACAUGUACCUCGUCACCGCGCCGGGGUCUGUCAACAAAUGGGGCGAAACCCGUGCGUACCGCAUCCAGCCGGGGACAGGCAUGGGCAAUCCCGCGCACUUGACGAUCCUCAACUCGACGACGCUGGGCCGCUCCGCUCUCUGGUCCGCAAAUGAUUUGUGGGUGCUCAAGAACCAUCCCGACAACGAACCCGCAUCGGCUCACCACCUUAACUACCUCGCGCCGCUGGAGCCGUUGGUCGAUUUCGAGGCCAUGGUCGACGGCGAGGAGAUCGAGGAAGAGGAUCUAGUUGUUUAUUUCAACCUGGGCUCCCACCACGUCCCGAGUAGCCAGGAUAUACCGAACACGUUGAUGCACACGAGCGCUAGUUCGGUCAUGUUCGUGCCAUUCAAUUACUUCGACUAUGACGUGAGCAGGGCGAUGAGACAGGGUGUGAGGAUUGAUCGGAGGCGCGAGGCCGGGAAAUCUAUGUCAAAGAACGAUGGAUCUGAUAAGGAAGAGGUCAGAAAGUCAAGGGUGGCGAGAGCAGAGAAUGAGAACAAGGACGAUGAGGGGGUCAAGUACUUUGGCGCCAGGUACGAGGGACCUGUCACUGUGUCGGAGAAGAUGCUCUCGCCGGAUUUGAGUCACUAUAUGAAAGAGCGACUUGAUGGGCAGUGGAAGGCGGUUAGGAAUAGUGUCGGUGGUGGGCUGCCUGGGUUGUUCGUUGGGAAGGAGAGGGCCGAGGACGAUGGCGGGAGACGGUUGGACUGGUAGAGAUGCGCGUGCUUGGUCUAGCAAGUUCAGAUUCUGGAGAUUGAGGAGUGUGACACGACACAUCCGCCGGGGCUUGGUCGAUAACGAAGCAGAAGGUGCGCGGAAAGAAUGGUGACGAAGAUAUGAUCCAUGACGCACGAUACAUGAUAGAAAUCUGAGGGUUGAAAUUGAAGUCAGACCAUCCCUUCGAACAAUGCCUAACUCCUUUCCGUUUC
Molecule: messenger RNA, 2782 nt
Organism: Exophiala viscosa
Lineage: Eukaryota; Fungi; Ascomycota; Eurotiomycetes; Chaetothyriales; Herpotrichiellaceae
Product: copper amine oxidase
Exons: 2
Coding region: 36-2567 (843 amino acids)
Biological process (GO): amine metabolic process
Cellular component (GO): plasma membrane
Molecular function (GO): quinone binding; primary methylamine oxidase activity; copper ion binding
Source: RefSeq, a predicted model, not a curated record